AUGCUGUCUGGUUUCUGGUUCUUCUCCAAGCACAUCGGCCCUGCAUUGAUGUCCUUGCCCCGUGUGCUACACAGGUGCACUGUCCCACAGUGUUUGGCCUCCAGGUAUCCUUUACUACCCGCCUCCCCUCGACGUCUGCUGGCCUCGGUGGCCUCCUCCCAGGGCUCUGAUGGAACUGCCAGGGUGCGCCACAACUUUCACCCAGACUCUGAGGCAGCCAUCAACCACCAAAUCAACAUGGAGCUUUACGCAUCCUACGUGUACCUGUCCAUGGCCUACUACUUCUCCAGGGAUGAUGUGGCCUUGUACAACUUCUCCAAGUCUUUCCUUCGCCAGUCGCUGGAGGAGAGGGAGCAUGCAGAGAAGCUAAUGAAGCUGCAGAACCAACGCGGAGGCCGGAUCUGCCUCCAGGAUAUCAAGAAGCCAGAGCAAGAUGACUGGGAGAGCGGACUGCGGGCCAUGGAAUGUGCUCUGCUCCUGGAAAAGAGUGUAAACCAGUCGCUGCUGGACCUGCAUACUCUGGCCUCAGAAAAAGGAGAUCCUCAUUUGUGCGACUUUCUGGAAACACACUACCUGAAUGAGCAGGUGAAGUCUAUCAAAGAAUUAGGUGACCACGUGCACAACUUAGUCACCAUGGGGGCUCCAGCUGUUGGCCUAGCGGAGUACCUUUUUGACAAGCACACCCUUGGAAGUGAGAGCAAGCACUAA
This is a messenger RNA of Cricetulus griseus (Chinese hamster), 708 nucleotides long. NCBI's taxonomy places the organism in Eukaryota, Metazoa, Chordata, Mammalia, Rodentia, Cricetidae. The record is from RefSeq and is a predicted model, not a curated record.